Molecule: messenger RNA, 450 nt
Organism: Ustilaginoidea virens
Lineage: Eukaryota; Fungi; Ascomycota; Sordariomycetes; Hypocreales; Clavicipitaceae
Exons: 2
Coding region: 1-450 (149 amino acids)
Source: RefSeq, a predicted model, not a curated record
AUGUCCUUGGCUUCUGCUUCUGUUGCCGUGCGAUCUGCUUUGGCCGGCCCUGGACGCCAUGACACGGCCGGAACAUUCUCCCCUUUCCUCGGCGACGUCAUCGAAUCACAUCUGGCUGUGCAAUCUCUCUGCAGCUGCAGCUGGCUGCUGCAUUCAACGGCGCCACAUGUUUUAUCAAGUUUAUCACGGUCCCAUGCUCCCGUGUUUCCCUGGUUCUCUCUUGUUUCCAUGUUUCCAUGUUCCAUGGUUCCCUUGUUCCUCUCCCUCUCCCUCUCUCUUCUGGCCAACCGAUUCCACGUCGGCCAUCCCGCACGUUGCCGGUUGAUGUUCUUUGGCCUUGACUUGAUCAAAUCUCCUUCCAAAAGACUUGUCUUGGAUCUUUUUGCCUCUCUCCACGCAUUUUUCCUUCUUCUUCCCGUUCGACACCUCAUCUCUCUCUUCCCCUCUUAA